This is a messenger RNA of Nycticebus coucang (slow loris), 1590 nucleotides long. RefSeq names its product protein phosphatase 1 regulatory subunit 42 (gene PPP1R42). Gene Ontology annotation, molecular function: protein binding. NCBI's taxonomy places the organism in Eukaryota, Metazoa, Chordata, Mammalia, Primates, Lorisidae. The record is from RefSeq and is a predicted model, not a curated record.
CAGGUCACCCAGCAACCGCCCCCGGCCGCAGUCGAACCUCAAGUCGGCAAAACUCACCAAACCAGUUGCCGACAGGACUCGAACCACGAGCGAAAGUUGGAAAUAAGCAAUAUCUAAACCUGUUUCUUCACAUGGUAUCAAAACAGAGCUACUGUUGAGAGUCUGAUAUUUACAGAAAUCAUGGUUCGACUGACCUUGGAUCUAAUUGCGAAAAACAGCAAUCUUAAAACCCGAAAAGAAGAAACCAUUUCACAGUGCCUGAAGAAGAUAACUCAUAUAAAUUUUUCAGACAGAAAUAUAGAUUCAGUUGAAGACCUCUCUCUUUGCAAAAAUCUCAGUGUUUUAUAUUUAUAUGAUAACCGUAUUACUCAAAUCACUAACCUGAAUUAUGCCACAAAUCUGACCCAUCUAUACCUACAAAACAAUUGUAUUUCAUGUAUUGAGAACCUCAGGUCAUUAAAGAAACUGGAAAAACUGUAUCUGGGAGGCAAUUACAUUGCUGUUGUAGAGGGUUUAGAAGGGUUAAGAGAACUAAGAGAGCUUCAUGUUGAGAGUCAGAGGCUUCCUCUUGGUGAAAAGCUUCUAUUUGAUCCAAGAACUCUUCAUUCUCUGGCUAAGUCCCUCACCAUAUUAAAUAUCAGCAAUAAUAAUAUUGAUGAUAUUAGAGACUUAGAACUACUGGAGAAUCUCAGUGAGCUCAUAGCAGUUGACAACCAGCUUCUUCAUGUGAAGGAUUUGGAGUAUUUACUGAAUAAGUUGAUCAAGUUGUGGAAAAUGGAUCUAAACGGAAAUCCUGUUUGUCUCAAACCAAAAUACAGGGACAGACUGAUAGUGGUGUCCAAAUCUCUGGAAUUUCUUGAUGGAAAAGAAAUUAAAAAUGUGGAAAGACAAUUCCUAAUGAAUUGGAAAGCAUCCAAAGAUGCCAAGAAAAUCAGCAAGAAAAAAAGCAGUAAAAAUGAGGACACAAGCAAUUCAUAUACAAGUAACUUUGAAACAAUGCAUCACAUAGUUCCUGUUUAUUACCCACAGAUGGGUAAGCCAAAAUUAGUCUUUUUCUCUGAAAUAGAGAGAUACCUUGUAAAUGGAAAUGCAUCUCCAAAAAGUUCCCAAGAAGAUAACACUAAAAUUAUUGAAGAAAUUGGGAAUCUCUCUUUGAAAAAAUUUGAAAGCUUGUUGACAAAAAACGAUGUCCAUGAACCUCACCUUCUCCAUAUUCCAAAACAACAGAAAUCCAUUUUGAAUCAAUGGAAUUUUGGUGUGCUUCUUCCUAAAGUAGAAGAAAAUGUCCUCUUUAAAUUAGAGGCAUUGUUUCAAGCGUGUCCUAGGUCGCUAGAAAGUAUCGCGCGUCCACUCAGACUUCCCCCCGCGAAGGUGACUCGGGGCGACUGGGGCGCGGCGCCCAGCUUCCAAGGGAGCCUUGAAUCGGGUCCCUCCUCGCACUGCUGUAAGCUACGCUUCCCGGGGAGUCUGCAAGUGCAAAACCAUCAAGGAAUUUUACGUCCAAAUAAUGACACCAAAGAGCGGUGGCCCCGCGGGAAUAACGGAGGCGGCCGGCGCAGGGCUGUCCCCUGUGGUUUGGGAACUUGCUAA